Messenger RNA from Penicillium lagena, 315 nucleotides. RefSeq lists its product as uncharacterized. The record is from RefSeq and is a predicted model, not a curated record. The transcript has 2 exons. The coding region runs from base 1 to 315 and encodes 104 amino acids. NCBI's taxonomy places the organism in Eukaryota, Fungi, Ascomycota, Eurotiomycetes, Eurotiales, Aspergillaceae.
AUGGGGGCUUUCUUGAGGGAUAUAUUAACCAAGCGGUAUUCAGUGCAAGAGAAGAACAGGGCAGUCGUCAACAACAACCUCCUUCCGCCCAACUGCAGCUUGGACUCGUGUCUCGGCUUGACCGGCGAGAUCACCUGUAUCAUUUCAGCUAUUGCGAGCGGCGAUCCCACUGCUUUGCAGAAAUGUCUUUCGAAUGGAGUCAGCGAGAUCUGCACUUGCGCUGCUUGUAUCCCUCUGGUAGCUAACGUUCUGUCUGCACUGGGCCUUUGCUCGGCGACGAAUUCUACACUUACUCCUCCAGUGGUUAAUGCUUGA